CCGCAGUUCGCACUCCACCUCCAGCUCAAUUGCAUCCACCAUAAACAAAAUAUUCAGCUGUCAGCAUUUAGCCACGCUUCUACAUCUGGGACCCCUCACAAACUGUCUAACCACUGCGCGCACAAUUCCGAGGAAGAGGAGAACUCGACUCAGACAAGAUGCCAUACCUUCCCACAAGCCAGGCCUUCCUGGAACAAUCCGCUCUACUGCUCGAAGCAUAUCCAGAGACUACCCGCAUCACAACAAAAUACGGCUUCCCCUCACAACGACCUUCAGCACAGAAAAAGCCCUCCUCGACACCAAACCCCGAGACGACCGACUCCCCAGCCUCAACUGCCGCCACCCCCGUCGCAGUCCUCACCCUGAAAACAUACAACCCAACCGCAGGCAUCUGUCUGAAAUACCGCACGAAUAAAGCCGCGGAGGUCGGCCGACUGGUGACCAGUCUGGGGAAGUUGGCGGGCGGUGCGAACGCCGCGGGACUGGGGCUCUCGGCUCCGGCGCCGACGACGACUGCUUCUGGUGCUGCGGAUGUGGAGAUGACGGAUGCUCCGGCGGUGGUCGAGGAGGCUGCGAGUGCGAAUGCGAGCAAGACAGAUACGGGUGGCAAGGGUGGGAAAUCGAAGAAGAAAGGCGGGAAGGGGAAGAGGUGAUGAGUAGCGGAGUGGACGAGCGUAUUUGAACGAGGAAUGAAGGGUGUCCGUCACCAGAUACUGCACGGAUGAUGACUACUGUGGCACUCCAAGUGGUGCUGCUUACUGUUUCAUCUCUGAUCGGUCGAUCUGAGAGGUGAUGUAGACUGUCAGAGCAGCUGUGAUGAUGAGAGCAGCUUGUUCCGGUUUCGUACGUGUUAACUGAGACUCCGUCGAGGCGCACCAGCAGGGUUACAACCGACAGCACUCGAGGAAAAUCGAAGACAGAGGGUCCAUGACUUGCAUAACGAAGCGGAUCUGGGGCAUGUGUGAAUCAUUCAUUAUCAGUAGACUACAUAUUCCAUGAAGGUUGGGUCCAAGUCAGUCGAAGAACUAUUCAAAAAAAGAUCUAUCAAAAUAUCCAAGUG
Messenger RNA from Aspergillus novofumigatus IBT 16806, 1060 nucleotides. Its product is annotated as SRP9/SRP21 family protein. NCBI's taxonomy places the organism in Eukaryota, Fungi, Ascomycota, Eurotiomycetes, Eurotiales, Aspergillaceae. Gene Ontology annotation, cellular component: signal recognition particle, endoplasmic reticulum targeting. Bases 159 to 653 code for a protein of 164 amino acids. The transcript has 2 exons. Gene Ontology annotation, biological process: SRP-dependent cotranslational protein targeting to membrane. The record is from RefSeq and is a predicted model, not a curated record.